Molecule: messenger RNA, 7774 nt
Organism: Myodes glareolus (Bank vole)
Lineage: Eukaryota; Metazoa; Chordata; Mammalia; Rodentia; Cricetidae
Source: RefSeq, a predicted model, not a curated record
GGGCCCGGCGGCCUGCAGAGCGGCCAGACCAUCGCGCUGCCAGCGCAGGGCCUCAUCGAGUUCCGCGACGCGCUGGCCAAGCUCAUCGACGACUACGGGGGCGAGGAUGACGAGCUGGCCGGCGGCCCGGGAGGCGGCGCCGGCGGCCCGGGGGGCGGCCUGUACGGAGAGCUCCCGGAGGGCACCUCCAUCACGGUGGACUCCAAGCGCUUCUUCUUCGACGUCGGCUGCAACAAGUACGGGGUGUUCCUGCGCGUGAGCGAGGUGAAGCCGUCCUACCGCAACGCCAUCACCGUGCCCUUCAAGGCCUGGGGCAAGUUUGGAGGCGCCUUCUGUCGGUACGCGGAUGAGAUGAAAGAGAUCCAGGAGCGACAGAGGGAUAAGCUCUACGAGCGACGCGGUGGGGGCAGCGGCGGCGGCGACGAGUCCGAGGGUGAGGAAGUGGAUGAGGAUUGAAACGGGCAGCUUCCCGCACUGGCCUCCCCCAACCCCACCACCAUCUCCCCCCCCCCCCCUUGGCUAGAGAGUUCCCUUUCCUCCUCGUCCCCCGUGAGCUAGUGGAGAGGGAUCAGGGGAGGCCGCCGACGGAGAAAACAAAAUUUAAAAUAAUAUAGUUAAGAGAAAUAACCAUAAGAAAACAGUCACAGACAAUUAGAGAAAAGCAGUAAAGUUCCAAGGAACUGCCAGCAACCUGCAAAGAGGACAGACAGCAGCAUCUCCUCACCUGCGCAAGAGUCUCAGCUUCUGUUUGAAACCAAGGUUCGUAAAUUCAUCAGGAUAACACUGGAGGGGAUAGGUCUUUGAAAGUCUGGGACAAAACCCGCAUCCGAGUUCCCCAGACUCGUCCAUUGGUAAUAGGUGAAUUUGUGUUGUACCUGGGUAACCUGGUCUUAGCAUCCCUCCAGGCCUCACUAUUGCACCAUCUAUCCCGUCACCUCCAUCGAAAUCAGCAUUUUGGAUCUAGGUCUUAAUGGAAUCUUUGAGAAGAAAGAGGCCUUUGCAGUUACCCAGUUCUGAGGGUACAGGUUUAUGAAAAGGAAUGCAAUUUUACAGUCAUAGACAGGGCAAGCUAAGAAUUCAAGAAGCUAUCGAAGAAUUCAGAAACCAAUUGGAUCCAUUUUUUUUUUUUUAAAAAAAAAAUGGUUUUGCAUGGAACCUGGACCAAGGCCCCUGUCUUUUCUUUGCAGAAUUGUUUUCCGGGAUGCAGAUGAAUUCAGAUAUCAAAGCUUGAACUAGAAUCCAUUACUAAAAUAGUUUAAAAGUUGGCUUUUUUUUUUUUUAACGAAAGCAAUUUUACAAUGGGGAUUGCUGAGGUAGGCACAAGAAGUCAGGCAUAAAGCACAAGAUGGAUUUGUUUGAGUGGGUUGGUUGCUGCUCACUAAAGUUCUUCCCUUGAUCUCUUCAGUGUGGAGGUCAUUACCAAGAAAUGGCUUACCAUGAGUAAGAGCUGAAUCCCUAUGGCUCCACCAUAUGAGCUAGUGAAUUAUGGCUAAUUCGGCUGUUACAGCCACUGGCUGGCUGCAUUUUAAACCUUAAAACUUGACUAUCUGCGAAAAGGAACAGUGUGGCUACAAGCCUGAGCUUUAAAGGCAUACACAUCCUCACAGAGAAGUUGGAGGCAACCGGAACUGAAGGCUUCAUUUACCUUCAGUUUAAUCUGUGGAUUUAUUGAAAUACUGACGAUCCUCAGGUCCAGAAUUCCAGCAUCAUUUAUUCUUUUAAAAUAAAUUUUUAAGAACUUGAUCCAUUGUAUUCAGUACCUCACAAUCAAAGUUGGCAAAUGAUGGAUGAGUGAUUCAAGCAUUGCACCCGGUGGAAGCUGAAAUCCAUCUGUGAAUGGAACUGAAGUGAACGUGAAUGCUGACUCUAUCCUGGAAGCAUUUUUAUACCAUCUUGAAAUUUCAACAAACUGGCAUGUGCCAGUUUAUCCAGCUGUCUUUCAAGAAUAAAAGUUGGGGUUUUCAAGGAUCGCCUCUUCUAUAUUUUAAAUGGAUUUUCAGUAUAAAUGAUUUUUCUAAUCAAGUUAACCCCACCCCAUCAAAAGGUAUUCCUAGAAAUGUCAUAGGCAACUUUGAAUUGAAUGGGAGCUAAUGUUCUUUCCAAAGUUUUUCAGGUAUUUGUGUGACACCUUCUCAAGAACCAGGAGGCAAGUAACCCCACCUCCACAAUCUUAGUAUUUCUUUUUAACUGCAUGCCUGCCCUUUAUUUGAGCUGCCUUUUUAAUUUAUUGCAUAUCCCUUUUAUUAGCUUAUUUUGGUAUUCAAUCUAUACAAUCUUUUUGUAUUUAUUGGGAAAUAAGUAAUAUACAAAAAGGUCAUUUUUGUGUCUGUGGCUGAGAGGGAGGGAAAUACUUGUGUAUAUAAAAUCAGGCUUUGAAAAAAAUUAGACUGAUUCAGAAUAUUGUUGAUCUUAGACUUAAAAAUGGGAGAGCCACAAACAUUGGUGCCCUUACAGACUAUUUCUCUACUCAUCAUCCACAGUAGAAUUUUUAAACAGAUUUUUUUAAAGCUUUUCUUUUAAAUUUUUCUCCGUUGCAAAGAAUGUUUCCUAAAUUGUAUGGGAGCAAUAGUAUUUUUGAUGUUCUAAUGACAUCCGUAUACUUGUACUGUAUUUUGUACUACAAGGCAGCUGUUUUCAAUAAUGUCCUGCUGUAUUUACCUAUGUGUUUUGAGUGUUUGUUUCUUUGCUGCGGAGAACAAAUUCCUACUUUUAGUAAAGGAGCUGAGAAGCUAGCAUUAGGUUUGCAGAAACUGAUUAUAGUUUCAAACUCUGAGGCAGCAAUGAAAAUUAAGGUUGCAGCCAUUCGUUGAUUGCUGUAACGUUUUCAUUUUCAAAUCAUGUACAAUUCCUGUAUAGACCAACUUGUUUUCUUGCUUCAGUGGUGGUUCUGUUGCUCAGCUGCAGUGAGCCAGUUCAAUUUUGCAAAGGUGCAGUACCUCUCCUUUUCAAGGGGUUGGUUUUUGUUUUUUGUUUGUUUUUUCUUUUUAUUUGGCUGAAUUGCAGUAACUAGCCUUGCCUUUCUAUUCUGUAGAAAUGACAGGGUCUUCACAAUCCUUCACCAGUGGCUACUAAGCUAUAAUUAGCUGAAUAGAAAGAAUGUGGAAGUGGUCUGAGGCAUAUAGAGUAUAUGCCAAGAACACUACCAUAUAUGGCAUCAGCUUUGGUUACCAGAGAAAUUUUCUUAGUCAUUAGACCAUAUAACAGUAAUAUAUCAUAUGUAAAUUUUUAGAUACCAAUUUGAGAAUCCUCCAAAAAAAGGAGCAAAGAAUGCAUAAGCUAUGUGUUGGCAAAAGUAAUUUAUAUUAAAAUUUUGACCUGCCUUUGUAAGAUUAAGUGGUAAAUGUCAUAGUGGUGGGUUUUUAAGUCUUAACCAAUCUCUAAGGUUUAUUUCUCCUGCAGCGGGUGGGUGGUCCAUGGCCUCCCCUCCCACUGUAGGAAGAUAGCAGAAGGGUGGGGAUUAACUGUGCCAUUUCACUGAUCCCCAUUCUAGGGACUAGGGACAAUAGAAGUCUGCAAAUGUGGAGAGUCGGCUCAUAAAUAGUAGGUUUUGAAGGCAUUGGUCUUUGGUAGCUCCUGUCAGAAAAUGGCAUUGUACAAAUUAUGGGAAGUUACCAACUUUUCUGUUGUGAUUUUUGAAAUGCUACUAUGAUUUAGAGUUGUAUUUUUUUUCUUCUGAAUUUGGCAGAUAUCCCAGCUAAUGAAAAUAGUUACAUUUCUGAGAAGUUGGAGCAAAAACUCCAUUUCAAAUUAUUGUUGAAAUGUUUGUUUUUCAGGCUACUGUAUACAAAAACACGUUUUUAAGAAUAUCAAAGAGAAGGGGGAAAAAUCUAUGCAGAGACCCUACUACUUCUUAAUGUUUUCUAUUGUCCCUCCACAUCAUUUCAGCAAGUCUAGCGGCAGUUCUUGUCAGCAAAUUCUUCAGUGCAUAUGCUGCACAAAACAAAACGUAAAUCUGCACAGCACCAAAAAGCAAACGAAAGCAAACCAAAAACCCAGACACCCUAUGUAUCUGCUGGAGGCAUGUAGGUGGUACAAAUGACCGUAGCUGUGAGCACACGUGGCUACUGUCGUGUCACUUUCCAUAAGUAUUUACUGCAGAAUGAUUGAGAGGCUUUUGGUUCAGGCAGCCAUUAGCCUCCUGCUUCCUUUGUUACCUCUGGAUCACUUUGCAGUAAAUUGCAGGUCUUUUAAAAGAUUCAAGCUUCGGUUUUCUCAAAACAAAACAAUUAUCCUGUCUUACCUGAAAAUGCAGGGUUGUGGGCAAAAGAGGCUGGUUAUAAUAAUGCCCUCAUAUUGAGUGGUCUGUAAAUGACUGCACACUUCAGGCACUAGAGUUGCUGAGGAUGCUUUGUUAAUGUGACCUUGACUGGCUUUACAGGGGUGUAGGACAGUCACAUAGGCGACUAUUUGCAUCCGCCUUGCUCUUGAGGUGGAUGGAAGUAAAGAGGCUGGAGUGUGUAAGUCAUGCACAUAAGUAUUCUUCACUGUAAAUUUUGUUUUCAUUUUUAACCCAAUUAUGGUACUUUGUCCAAUGCACAACUGAUCUCUCAGUAGAUAUUCAUUUGAAAAUAGUGUGGCCUUGACCAGUGAGAAGGGGAAGAAGUGACUUAUGCUUGUGUUGAAAUGACCUGUUUGCUGAGUGGUCGUUCUGCAACACUCUUACUAUCAUGUUUUUGAUUGAGGAGAGUUAAUGUUCUUUGACCCUGAAUUUGAGUUUUCUUCUAUUUUUAGGAAGUAUCAGAAUUGCUCUGAUGAGUAACAAAGUUGACUGCUUUGAUGUCCAAUCUCAGGUUUUAAAAUACAGUGGCAUAAAAGCCCACUGUUACUAAUUCUUAAGACAAUUUUGAUUUCUAUACCCUAAAAGUCACAUGCAUAAGGCCUGUUCAGAGAGCAGAGCCUCCAUCUUUUUGCUCCUUUUCCACUUGUACUUACUUCACUUGAAAAGGUGUCAAGUGACUUGCAUUGUAUAUUUCCAUUUUUAACCCUGAUGUAGUUCUCAAAGAUAAAGCACUUUCUGAACAUGAAAUACAUGGAUCAUGUGUGAUGGAUCAUGGUUUCUCAGGCCCCUAGAUAAUCCACUUCUGAGUAUUGUUCUAUGUAAGGAGAAUAGAGAUCUUUGCUAAUGUUAGGAAGUUUGUAUUCUUGAUUAGAAUGCAUUUGCUAGUUUCCAAUGGAUGGGAGAGUAAACAAUGCUGCAUUCACAAUUUAAUAAGUUGCUUUCCCUUGAGCCUUAAGGUAGCUUUUUCUUUUCUGUCAACAACAGCACUGAAGUUAUAGUAAGUGAAAGAGAUUAUCUGUUUUCAGGGUUGGUUUUAGAGUACUGUAAAUCAAUUAGCUGUCUUCCUAAAGAGUCAACUCCCUUCAGUAGACAGGAUGGUGGGUGUGGGGAGGGGGGCUAGGGAAGGGAGAGAGGUAGUUUAUAGAAAAGAAAAAAGAAAAAAAGAGCCACGUUUACCUUAAAAUAUAGAGAAAAAAGAAAAAAAGUUCAUGUCCUGUCCUGUUGGAAAUUUCAGAUGUAAGGUGGGAAUGACAAAGUAUAAUCCUUUCCCCUGCUUUUACUUUAGAAAACCUAAGUUAUUUUCAAAUGUUGGCCCCCAGAAGUUUCAAGAGAUAACUAGACUUGUUAACGAUGAAUUCUAUAGCAGAACUUUCAAGAGGUAGCUAGACUCAUAAAUGGUAAACUCUAUAGGUAUCUCUGACUUUGCUAUUUAAAGUUACUUUCUUCAGUCCUCACAAUUUGAACCUAGUUUCAUUAUUGAAGAAUUUAAUGAAUUUUUGUGUGAACAAAUGGAAUAGUUAAUAUUGAAAAUUAAAUUUGGAAAAUGGAAAAAGAAUAAAAUUACACCGUAAAGAUUUUUUAUUACCCUCGUAGUUCCCAUUUGCUGUGUGUACUCCUGACCCAAAUUAAGGCGUUUAUGAAUGUAUUUUAUAUUUCCUAAUAAAUAGGAAAUAGCCACCAAUGUAAUCAUGUAACCACCUGUUUUACUUUCAUUUAAAAAUCAAAUGUCUCUUGAAUUGGACAUUCCAAUUGGGAUAGGUAGAGAGAGCCAUGUUAAAAUAGUAAAUGCCAUAUUUGUAGUUUCAGUAGGAGUUCUAAUAAAGAGAACAGAACUUUGUUAGAAGUUAAAGCAUUUUCAUGAUUCUAACACUUUGGAGAAAGAUUUUUGACUAUAAACAUGAGGUUCUAUGAUCAAAUUUCAUGUCCACUACAUUACUACCCACUGGCAUGGAUAAGAAUAAUCAGUUUGUGCUCUGGAAUGUGGUCCAGAGCUCUGGAGAGAAAGCAGUAGGUCUGUUCCGUUUCCACUAGUGAAGUGCAGAAGGCACAGGUGUGUCCAUUUUCCCACCUUCAGGAACUCUUCAGUGCUAACUUUUUCAACAAAAUUAUUAUUUCUUAAAGGCAAAAUAUUUUGUGCCCUGUGUUGCAAGAUCACAAUGGUUAGUAAAUCUUAGUGUUUGGAAAUAGAGUGACAAGAAGUUUGUUUCUUCCCUUUUAAAUGUCUGUCUUAGGGAAAUACAGAUGCAGGAAAGUCCAAGAUUAUGAGCAGAAUUAUAUCCCUGAGCACAGUGUGUUGGGGGAGGUUUUAUAACAGACCCUUUUCUCCAAGCCCACAUCACUAUUGAACCAAAGCGCUCAGGAGGUUGGGCAGAAAGUCUAGAGACUUGGCUGUGUCACAAUGACUGACUUUCCACAGAGCCUGUGGUUUUGCGCGUUUUGGAGGCAGGCAAAUAUAUUUUACUUUUCCGUGACCUUGAUGUCUGAAAUUGAGAUUGUCAGUGUAUUUGAACUUUUUUUCUGAAGUUAGAGCAGUCGUAUUAGGCGUUUACUCUUGUGAACCUUCAUGCAGAUGUCUUUCCAGUCUUGUGAGUAUAGUGCAGAUGACACACUUUGUGCCCUGUCUCCCGGUGGCUCUGUUCAGCUAGGCUCUUCACUCCAAAGCUGGGACUGAUGUCCUAGUUGGGAUCUACAGAAGUCAUUUGAAUGAGUUAAAGCCAAAUCUUGAGAGCAGGAAACAGCUUCCUGCUCUAGAUGUACAAUUAGCUUAGGUUGGAAAUUACUCUAAAGAGGGUUUGGAAUGUCUUUAGUCUGUGUAAAUACCAACAUGCUUAUUAUGCAUCAUGAACCAGUGUGUAUGCCUGUGUAUGGAUUUGUAGAGCUGGUUUCUGCUUCAAUUGAAGCUGCACCUUUGAUUUUAUAAGGUCCCCUCCACCCAGAACCCUAUAAACAUUUGUAAAUAGAACACUAAAAUUUGUAGCGGUAGGAUCAAUUUGGGAAAUAUCUGCUGAGAGACCAAAAAGUUCAUUUUUUUAAGUACCUUGGUUAAAGAGUAAAGAUUAUUCCUUAUUUUUUAAAAGAAGAAUGCACUUUAACAAACACAGCUGCAUGGGCAAUUCAACAAUCCAUGAAGUGCAGUACCCAUCCAGAAACCACACUUCCUGAAAACCGUUCAAAGCAGAGUCCAGACGGGCUGGUGAUCUCACCGCCUGUAGGUUGAAGCUCAGAUUCUGAUGAAUUGUGAGACAAGCAGGGCUGCUUCAAAGAGCAAUGUGAAUACAGCCAGAAGCUUCAGACAGGUCUGUAAAAUGGCGGGUCCCGUAUUUACCACUAACUAGCAAAACUGACAGAAAAACUCAUAGAAAUAAAAAGUUUAAGAAUCCUUCCUGCUGGUGUGCACUCCUUCCAAUAGCAGACUUUUGCAAAUGGAGUUUUACAGUCUAUAUUUAAAAAAUUGUAUGUUUGUAACAAAUAAAGUAUGCGGAAAAGUGAAUGACA